GCCGCGCUGCGCGCAGCACUGUCCGCGCAGAGCUGAGCGGGGGCGGCGGGCGCAGCUGCUGGGAUCCUUCAGCCGAGGAAUAGCGAUCAGAUCCGGUGGACUCGUGAGCCGCGGGGCUGUGGGGAGCGUACAGCCCGGUCGCAGACAGAGCUGCCAGCCGUUCCCGGAGAAAAUGGGGCCGAGCGGGCCGGGAGCAGAAGGGAAGGAAGCGCGGGAUCGCUGAUGUCAGAGCAGCCCGGAAAGUCGCGCCGGGGAAACCUGAAGACAGCCCGCUUUGCGCCUCCCCGGAGGGACCCUGCCGGACCCCACGCCCCUUCGCGUCCGGGUCCCUGGGCGCAGGCGACCGGGGCGAAGACGCGCGGACCUGAUCGAGGGCCACCACAGGAAUACAGGCAGGCGGCCGACGCGGGCCGUGGAUUUUAAUGAUCUUGGGUCGCAUGUGGACCUGGCUGUCCGUCUGACUCGGGUCAGGCAGGGACUGGGCGCGCGCUGCCCUGGGCAGCCGCCAGCCGAGUCAGAGGAAGCGGAGACGCAAGGACAGACAGACGCCGCCGAGCUGGAACCAUGUGAGAGCUGAUCCAGAGAAGUGGAGUAGCACAUAGAAGAGCUGUCCGAGCAAGCCUUGCCCCUCUCGGAAUGGAGCAGAGGAGGUCCCAGCUGUGGGCCAUGCAGGCUGACAACUUGUCUGUGGUACUGCUCUCAGUGGCCUGGCUGCUGCUAGCUCGUGGAACCACAGGUAUGCCUCAGUUCAGCACUUUCCACUCUGAGAACCGUGACUGGACUUUUAACCAUUUGACUGUACAUAGAAGAACAGGGGCUGUGUAUGUGGGGGCCAUCAACCGUGUCUACAAGUUGACAGGCAACCUCACAAUCCAGGUGGCUCACAAGACAGGGCCAGAAGAGGACAACAAGGCCUGCUACCCACCCCUUAUUGUUCAGCCCUGCAGUGAGGUGCUCACACUCACCAACAAUGUCAACAAACUACUGAUCAUCGAUUACUCUGAGAAUCGCCUGCUUGCCUGUGGCAGCCUCUACCAAGGUGUUUGCAAGCUCCUGCGGCUUGAUGACCUCUUCAUCCUGGUGGAGCCAUCACACAAGAAGGAACACUAUUUGUCCAGCGUUAAUAAGACAGGCACCAUGUAUGGUGUGAUUGUGCGCUCUGAGGGGGAGGAUGGCAAACUUUUUAUCGGCACUGCUGUGGAUGGCAAGCAAGAUUACUUCCCUACCUUGUCCAGCCGCAAGCUACCCCGUGACCCUGAGUCUUCAGCCAUGCUAGACUAUGAGCUUCACAGUGAUUUUGUCUCCUCCCUCAUCAAGAUCCCCUCGGACACCCUAGCCCUGGUCUCCCACUUUGACAUCUUCUACAUCUAUGGCUUUGCCAGUGGUGGUUUUGUCUACUUUCUCACUGUCCAGCCAGAGACCCCCGAGGGUGUGGCCAUCAACUCAGCUGGAGACCUCUUUUAUACCUCAAGAAUCGUGCGUCUCUGCAAGGAUGACCCCAAGUUCCACUCCUAUGUGUCCCUGCCCUUUGGCUGCACACGUGCUGGGGUAGAAUACCGCCUUCUGCAGGCAGCUUACCUCGCAAAGCCUGGGGAAGCUCUAGCUCAGGCCUUCAACAUCAGCAGUGAUGAAGAUGUGCUAUUUGCCAUCUUCUCCAAGGGGCAGAAGCAGUACCACCACCCACCCGAUGACUCUGCCCUCUGUGCCUUCCCCAUCCGGGCCAUCAACUUGCAGAUCAAGGAGCGGCUGCAGUCCUGCUACCAUGGAGAGGGCAACUUGGAGCUCAACUGGCUGCUAGGAAAGGAUGUACAGUGUACCAAGGCGCCAGUCCCCAUUGAUGAUAACUUCUGUGGCCUGGACAUCAACCAGCCUCUGGGAGGCUCCACUCCGGUAGAGGGACUGACCUUGUACACCACCAGCAGGGACCGCCUGACCUCUGUGGCCUCCUAUGUUUACAAUGGCUACAGUGUGGUUUUUGUGGGUACUAAGAGUGGCAAGCUGAAGAAGAUUCGAGCUGAUGGUCCUCCCCAUGGCGGGGUCCAGUAUGAGAUGGUCUCUGUGUUCAAAGAUGGGAGCCCCAUCCUCCGGGACAUGGCCUUCUCUAUCAAUCAGCUCUACCUGUAUGUCAUGUCUGAGAGACAGGUCACCAGGGUCCCUGUUGAAUCAUGUGAACAGUACACAACUUGUGGAGAGUGUCUAAGCUCAGGGGAUCCUCACUGUGGCUGGUGUGCCCUGCACAACAUGUGCUCCCGAAGGGACAAAUGCCAACGGGCCUGGGAAGCAAAUCGAUUUGCUGCCAGUAUCAGCCAGUGCAUGAGCCUUGAGGUGCACCCCAGCAGCAUCUCUGUGUCAGAUCACAGUCGGCUGCUCAGCCUGGUUGUGAAUGAUGCCCCCAACCUCUCUGAGGGUAUCGCCUGUGCCUUUGGGAACUUGACUGAGGUGGAGGGACAGGUGUCUGGGAGCCAAGUCAUCUGCAUCUCACCUGGGCCCAAGGAUGUCCCUGUUAUCCCUCUGGAUCAAGACUGGUUUGGCCUAGAGCUGCAGCUGAGAUCCAAGGAGACAGGAAAGAUCUUUGUCAGCACCGAGUUCAAGUUCUAUAACUGCAGUGCCCACCAACUGUGCCUGUCCUGUGUCAACAGCGCCUUCCGCUGCCAUUGGUGCAAGUACCGAAACCUCUGCACACAUGACCCCACCACCUGUUCCUUCCAGGAAGGCAGGAUCAAUGUUUCAGAGGACUGUCCCCAGCUUGUGCCCACGGAGGAGAUUCUGAUCCCAGUUGGAGAAGUGAAACCAAUCACCCUCAAGGCCCGGAACCUUCCCCAGCCCCAGUCUGGCCAGCGGGGCUAUGAGUGUGUGCUCAACAUCCAAGGGGCUGUACACCGAGUCCCUGCCCUGCGCUUCAACAGUUCCAGUGUGCAGUGCCAAAACAGCUCGUACCAGUAUGAUGGGAUGGACAUCAGCAAUUUAGCAGUGGACUUCGCUGUGGUGUGGAAUGGCAACUUCAUCAUUGACAACCCUCAGGACCUGAAAGUACAUCUCUACAAGUGUGCAGCCCAGCGGGAAAGCUGUGGCCUCUGCCUCAAGGCUGACCACAAGUUCGAGUGUGGCUGGUGCAGUGAUGAGCGCAGAUGUACCCUCCACCAACACUGCCCCAGCACUUCUAGCCCCUGGCUUGACUGGUCCAGCCAAAAUGUCAAAUGCUCCAAUCCCCAAAUCACAGAGAUUUUGACAGUAUCAGGACCACCUGAAGGAGGGACUCGUGUGACCAUCCAUGGAGUGAACCUGGGCUUGGACUUCUCUGAGAUCGCUCACCAUGUGCAGGUGGCUGGAGUGCCCUGCACACCCCUUCCAGGGGAAUACAUCAUCGCUGAGCAGAUCGUCUGUGAGAUGGGUCGUGCCCCUAUGGGCACUACAUCAGGGCCUGUACGCCUGUGCAUUGGGGAAUGCAACGAAGAGUUCAUGACAAAUUCCCACCAGCAAUAUACUUUUGUGAACCCUUCUGUGCUGUCACUCAGCCCCAUCCGGGGACCAGAGUCAGGAGGUACCAUGGUGACCAUCACAGGCCAUUACCUUGGUGCUGGGAGCAGUGUGGCAGUGUACCUGGGCAAUCAGACCUGCGAGUUCUAUGGGAGGUCAAUGAAUGAGAUUGUAUGUGUUUCACCCCCAUCAUCCAAUGGACUGGGACCAGUCUCUGUCUCUGUAAGUGUCGACAGAGCCCGGAUAGAUAGCAGUCUGCAGUUUGAGUACAUAGAUGACCCUCGGGUCCAACGCAUUGAGCCAGAGUGGAGCAUCGCUAGUGGCCACACACCCCUAACUAUCACAGGCUUCAACUUGGAUGUCAUUCAGGAGCCAAGGAUCCGAGUCAAGUUUAAUGGCAAAGAAUCUGUCAAUGUGUGUACAGUGGUAAACACAACAACCCUCACCUGUCUGGCGCCCUCUCUGACCAGUGACUACCGUCCAGGCCUGGACACCGUGGAACGGCCAGAUGAGUUUGGAUUUCUCUUUAACAAUGUCCAAUCCUUACUCAUCUAUAAUGACACCAAGUUCAUCUACUACCCUAACCCAACUUUUGAACUACUCAGCCCGACUGGAAUCUUGGAUCAGAAGCCAGGCUCACCCAUCAUCCUGAAGGGCAAAAAUCUCUGCCCUCCUGCCUCUGGAGGGGCCAAACUCAACUACACAGUAAUGAUUGGAGAGACGCCUUGUGCGGUCACCGUGUCUGAGACACAGCUGCUCUGUGAACCUCCCAACCUCACUGGGCAACACAAGGUUAUGGUUCACGUGGGCGGGAUGGUGUUCUCACCUGGCUCGGUGAGUGUCAUCUCCGACAGCUUGCUGACCUUGCCAGCCAUCAUCAGCAUAGCAGCUGGUGGAAGCCUCCUCCUUAUCAUCGUCAUCAUUGUCCUCAUCGCUUACAAGCGCAAGUCUAGGGAAAAUGACCUCACACUCAAGCGGCUCCAAAUGCAGAUGGACAACCUGGAGUCCAGAGUAGCACUGGAGUGCAAGGAAGCUUUUGCAGAGCUUCAGACAGACAUCAAUGAGCUAACCAGUGAUCUGGACCGGUCAGGAAUCCCUUACCUGGACUACCGCACCUAUGCCAUGAGAGUUCUGUUCCCAGGCAUCGAGGACCACCCUGUUCUGAGGGAGCUAGAGGUACAGGGAAAUGGACAGCAGCAUGUGGAGAAAGCCUUGAAACUCUUCGCCCAGCUUAUCAACAACAAGGUGUUCCUGCUGACCUUCAUCCGCACACUGGAACUGCAGCGCAGCUUCUCCAUGCGUGAUCGUGGCAAUGUGGCCUCUCUCAUCAUGACAGGCCUUCAGGGCCGCCUGGAGUAUGCCACAGAUGUCCUCAAGCAGCUACUGUCUGACCUCAUCGACAAGAACCUGGAGAACAAGAACCACCCCAAGCUGCUGCUUCGCAGGACUGAGUCUGUGGCUGAGAAGAUGCUGACCAACUGGUUUGCUUUCCUUCUACACAAAUUCCUGAAGGAGUGCGCUGGGGAGCCACUCUUCAUGUUAUACUGUGCAAUCAAGCAGCAGAUGGAGAAAGGCCCCAUCGAUGCUAUCACUGGUGAGGCCCGCUACUCCCUGAGUGAAGACAAACUCAUCCGUCAGCAGAUCGAGUACAAGACCCUGAUCCUGAACUGUGUCAACCCUGACAAUGAGAACAGCCCAGAGAUCCCAGUGAAGGUGUUAAACUGUGACACCAUCACUCAAGUCAAGGAGAAGAUCCUCGAUGCAGUAUAUAAGAACGUUCCCUACUCCCAGCGGCCAAGGGCUGUGGACAUGGACCUGGAGUGGCGCCAAGGCCGGAUUGCCAGAGUGGUGUUGCAAGACGAAGACAUUACCACCAAGAUAGAGGGUGACUGGAAGAGACUUAACACGCUGAUGCAUUACCAGGUGUCAGACAGGUCAGUGGUUGCUCUGGUACCCAAGCAGACCUCCUCCUACAACAUCCCCGCUUCUGCCAGCAUCUCCCGGACAUCCAUUAGCAGAUAUGACUCUUCCUUCAGGUACACAGGAAGCCCAGAUAGCCUCCGGUCUCGGGUCCCCAUGAUCACUCCAGACCUGGAGAGUGGUGUCAAGGUGUGGCAUCUGGUGAAGAACCAUGACCAUGGUGACCAGAAGGAGGGUGACCGGGGCAGCAAAAUGGUAUCUGAGAUCUACUUGACCCGGCUCCUAGCCACCAAGGGCACCCUGCAGAAAUUUGUGGACGACUUGUUUGAGACCUUGUUCAGCACUGUGCACCGGGGUAGCGCUCUCCCCCUAGCCAUCAAGUACAUGUUUGAUUUCCUGGAUGAGCAGGCAGACAGACACAGUAUCCACGACACAGAUGUGCGACACACCUGGAAAAGCAACUGCCUCCCUCUGCGAUUCUGGGUGAAUGUCAUCAAGAACCCUCAGUUUGUAUUUGACAUCCACAAGGGCAGCAUCACAGAUGCCUGCCUCUCUGUGGUAGCCCAGACCUUCAUGGAUUCCUGUUCCACAUCAGAGCACCGUCUGGGCAAAGACUCACCUUCCAAUAAGUUGCUCUAUGCCAAGGAUAUCCCCAGUUACAAGAACUGGGUAGAAAGAUACUAUGCAGAUAUUGCCAAGCUUCCAGCCAUUAGUGACCAAGAUAUGAAUGCCUACCUCGCGGAGCAGUCCCGCCUGCAUGCCACAGAGUUCAAUAUGCUGAGUGCCCUCAACGAGAUCUACUCCUAUGUCAGCAAGUAUAGUGAGGAGCUCAUCGGGGCACUAGAGCAGGAUGAGCAGGCCCGGCGGCAACGACUGGCCUACAAGGUGGAGCAUCUCAUCAAUGCCAUGUCCAUCGAGAGCUGAAAAGAGGACCUCCUGUUCCUGGAAGAGGGACCCAGACAAGCUAUCACACUGGUGUCUCAAAACGAAGGAGAGAAGGGUAUCAAGCCCCAGAGCUGGCUGCCCACUGAAACCUCAUGAGGGGAGAGGGAAAGGCUCCUCUCUCAAUGCCAGCCAUGUUUCGUCACAGCCAGUUCCUGCCAGCAGGACAGUGAACACCACCCAUCAGUGUGAGCUCAGGACACCAUGGGCAAGGAGGAGGAGGCCCUUCAAGCUGAGAGGCUUGAACCUGCUGCUUUGCAUGAAAACUCACUUGAUGUAUAUUAGGAAAUAAUGAGAACUUUAUUUAAUUUUUUAAGAAAAAGGGAAAAAACAGAAAUAAAACAAAACAUAAAGCCUCCCUGUCCAA
Peromyscus eremicus (cactus mouse) is the source of this 6706-nucleotide messenger RNA. RefSeq names its product plexin A2 (gene Plxna2). Lineage: Eukaryota; Metazoa; Chordata; Mammalia; Rodentia; Cricetidae. The transcript has 32 exons. Gene Ontology annotation, biological process: negative regulation of cell adhesion; regulation of GTPase activity; semaphorin-plexin signaling pathway involved in axon guidance. The coding region runs from base 637 to 6321 and encodes 1894 amino acids. Gene Ontology annotation, cellular component: semaphorin receptor complex. The record is from RefSeq and is a predicted model, not a curated record. Gene Ontology annotation, molecular function: semaphorin receptor activity; protein binding.